Messenger RNA from Haplochromis burtoni (Burton's mouthbrooder), 860 nucleotides. Its product is annotated as tumor necrosis factor alpha-induced protein 2-like. The record is from RefSeq and is a predicted model, not a curated record. Gene Ontology annotation, cellular component: exocyst. The transcript has 6 exons. Gene Ontology annotation, biological process: exocyst localization; exocytosis. Lineage: Eukaryota; Metazoa; Chordata; Actinopteri; Cichliformes; Cichlidae. Gene Ontology annotation, molecular function: SNARE binding. The coding region runs from base 153 to 779 and encodes 208 amino acids.
CUGGAUCUGAAAAUUAUGCUUUGAGCUUAAAACUGCCACUGAUUUGUCAAUACAUUUGUCUUCAGUUUAUCAACGGCAUCGUGACAUCAGCACAUAUAACUGUAAGAGACCGACACAAGGCCCAGGAAAUAACAUCCAACCUGACAGACUUCAUGCAGAGGUAUAAAGAGUUUCAUGAAGACAUCAUAAGGCAGAACAAACGGCACAGCAAAGCUUUCAUAAAGGCAAACCUCAGCUGUGUCGAACAGUUCAGGGACUUCUUUGAGAAGCACGAUCUGUUCCCAGAGGAUGUGCAGAAAAACUGUUUGCAGGUCCUGACUGAGAUGAAACAGUCUGCCCACACUUAUUUAUUAACUCCUGUGCACAAGAUCCUCAAACCACACUACCAGAAGGUGGGAACCAGUGACUGGCUGAAGAAGAACACGUUUGAGAAGCUGCUGAACAGCACUGAAGACGAGCUUCAAGAACUUCAGGGUUCGAGACAGUCCUCUUACCAGGAGCUGAUUGGUCGGCUUCAGCAGGAAGUGACAGUGGAAUAUGUCCAGAGGCUCCUGAAAGGAGAGGUCAAACUGAAGGACAGCAAUCAGCAGCAGAAGGCUUACGAGACUGUGCAAGAAAAUGGAGAGAGACUGCACGAGCUGUUUGCCAGAAUGGGAUCCAAACAAGACUGGUUAAAGGAAAUCCUGACCAAGAUUGCAGAAGUGCUAAAACUCCAAGAUAUUCCUGCCAUACAGAUGCAAAUCGUUUCACUGGGAUCUGCUUAUCCCGACCUCAGGUAACUUUUGAAUUGACUCAGACAUUAUUUACUUUAAUACAGAAACAUACAGAGUAUAACUCACACAAAUGUAAUGUGCUCUCGU